Messenger RNA from Akanthomyces muscarius, 705 nucleotides. RefSeq lists its product as uncharacterized. Gene Ontology annotation, molecular function: glutathione transferase activity; maleylacetoacetate isomerase activity. NCBI's taxonomy places the organism in Eukaryota, Fungi, Ascomycota, Sordariomycetes, Hypocreales, Cordycipitaceae. Gene Ontology annotation, biological process: glutathione metabolic process; L-phenylalanine catabolic process. The record is from RefSeq and is a predicted model, not a curated record. The transcript has a single exon. The coding region runs from base 1 to 705 and encodes 234 amino acids. Gene Ontology annotation, cellular component: mitochondrion; cytoplasm.
AUGGAGGCUACCGACUCAUUCCACCUGUAUUCUUUCUUUGCCUCGUCUUGCUGCCAGAGAGUCAUCAUCGCGGCGCAUCUCAAGUCCAUCCCGCUCACGUUUUCCUUCAUCGAUCUGAGCGCAAAGCAACAACUCGACGAUGACUACCAGCGGUCUCUGAACCCCAGCCGGAGCGUGCCCACUCUCGUGAUUACCAGCAAAGACGGCAAAAAAACAAUCAUCCGGCAAUCUCUGUCCAUCCUGGAGUACUUUGAGGAGCGCUUCCCCGAGCCGUCUCCGCUGCUGCCCCCGCGUGACAAGCUCGAAGAGCGAGCCCGCGUCCGCGAUUUUGUCAACAUCAUCACCUCGGAUGUCGCCCCGCCUACCAACUCGCGCAUCACGCAGCGGGUGAGGGAUAUUCGCGAUGGGCGCGACGACCAGCACGACUUUGCCAAAGCUUGCUUUACCGACGGUUUCAAGGCGUACGAGGCGCUGCUCACCGAGACUCGGGAAAUGGCUGCGUCGGGUGGAUUCACGGUGGGGGAGGCCGUGACGAUGGCGGAUGUCUGCCUGGUGCCAACUGUCGACCAGGCUUUCAUGUACAAAAUGGACUUGGCUUUUGUGCCAAAAGUCCAGAAGUUGUAUGAAAGCCUCAAAGCUAUGCCGGCCUUUCAAGCAGCGGACUGGAGGAAACAGCCCGACACUCCUGAGAAAUACCGCGCAUAG